CCCCGGUCCUCGCCUCCAUCCAUCUGCACUGAGAGUGAAUUAGGGCAAUGGAGUUGUCCGUCGAUGAGGAACCGAGGCCGGGCGCGCCCCUGGAGCUCGGGUUCGGGGAGGACGCCAUGGAGGCAGUAAGGAGAGCUUUCCCGGGUCAGGAUUUUGCUAUUGAUGUGGUGAACCGAGCUUUCUGUCGGCUGAAUCCGGCGGAGCGCAGCCAACAAGAUUCCUCUGCCUGUGGUACCAGUGGAGAGUGUGCACUGGAAAAGCCUGUGGAAUUGGAGCAGGUGGAGAACGCUGGGAAGCGCUGUGCGCAACAGGAUCCCUCUGCCUCAGAAGUGCAGUUGAGCUCUGAGGAAGGGGAGCAAGCCGGUCAGCGCUGCGAUGCCCCUCCUGCACCUGCAGACGUAGGUGGUGAAGCUGGCUGGGGCUGGAACCGCAGGGUUAGGCGAGGCCGUAUCCCAGAUGAACGGGAACCAGAUGCCCAUCGUGUAAGUGCGCUAGAGAAGGCAUUGACUGGCUUUGCGGAGAGGCAGACUGAUGUUGUUGUUAAUCCAACAGUCGGGACCUGCUUCGAUUCGAUUACAGAGGCGUAUGAUUUUUAUAACCUCUAUUCCUGGGAAAUGGGGUUCGGUAUAAGGUACGGCAAAAGCAGGCGGAAUGCAAAGGGGGGUAAAUGCAUGCAGGAAAUUACUUGCGUUAAUGCGGGUAAACUAAAUACGGGCGGGAAAUCGCGCAGGUGCGAGUGCACAGCACUAAUUAGGCUACUCAGAACUGAUGACAACGGAUGGUAUGUCACCCAGCAUAGGAAAGUGCAUAACCAUGCUUUUUCCACUACAUAUGGAAACAAGGUUCAUUGGCCAUCUCAUAAGCAUCUAGACAAGUACACCAGGGAUUUGGUUCGUCAGUUAAGGCACAAUAAUGUUAAUUUAGGCGUGUACGAUACAAUUGCUUCUUUUUUUGGGCGAAUGGAGAAUGUCCCUUUCAAUAAGCGUUCAAUAAGGACAUUGUGUGGGGAAGUUAUCCGUGAGCAGGCUGAUGAUAAUGUUAGGAAGACCAUGGAGACAGCAGCUGCAUCUGGAGAAAGACCAGAAAACCAUACGCUGGAGGAGACGACACUCAACUGUUUGGGCAUAGCCUCAACCACAAUUGAUUCUGCAAAUGCCCCGGUUGAUCCCCUGAGGUACCCCGAGAAGGACGAUACACACUGGAAUGCUGAGGCAGGCAGGCUGGCUGACCUGUUGUUAGCUUUUGGGGAUUGUCACCUGGUGCUUAAAAGCUGCUCGUAUGAUGAUCUCAUCAACUCCAAUGGUACCAUGUCAGGUCUGGAAGAGGCAGUGAAGGCUGUUACACCCCAUCUUCAGCAGGGUAUCUUCGGUGACCUGUGGUCCAGGGCCCACAAUUCUGGAGGCGUCGUGUCAGCCCAGGUGCUGACCAUCAAGGACCUGUUCAGGUUCACGCGUUGGCUGACAACCACCACGGGCCAGCAUAAUCUACGGUGCGCCCAGCAGCGUGUCAAGCUGGUCAAUUCUGGGAAGGCUGUCUUAGAGCCCGAGCAGAUAGCCCUCCUCCACCUUUAUCAGGCUGAGAAUGAUGAAUAUUCAGUUAAGAUUAACAAGCUCCAGGGAGAAAGGGAUGCGGAAAUUGCCCACUAUAUGGUGAAAAUUGAUGAGGCCCGCAAGUCCUUUGAAGUCAGCAUUGAAGCUGCAAAGGAGCACUACCCUGUGUCCGCCUCCUAUGUCGCUCUGGACAGCAAUGAACUCCGCGGGCAGUGCUGGACCAUGUAUCUUGCCCAAUGUCGGAAGGAGGCGAAGGAUCUGAAUGCGAAGGCCUCAGACAUCGUCGAGAAGUACGGGCCAGAGAUCAUACAGCGUCACCUGUUUGAAUUUUGCAGCCAAGAGACAAACCGUGAGGCCCUCCUCAAGUAUGCCCAGACCAAGGUCAAUAACCUGAAAGAGGCAGGAGAUGCCCGUGGAGAAAAUACUCUUCAUGACUACAUGACACUCCUGGAUAUUGAAAAGGCUUAUGCGCUACUCGCUGCUGAGGAGCAAAUAGCCAAUGGCCCAGUCACUUGUGGGGGCAGUGAGGAUGCGGAUCGCGGUAGUAGAAACAAUGCCACUGCAAGAGAUGAGGCUGCUGAGGGUGCUCGAGGUGAUGCACAAGGUGGGGGUGAAGGUGCGUCUGAAGACCCUCCUCCGCAAAAGCGUCAAAGGAACAAUCAAGACUAUGUUUGGUGGUGACUCAUAGCAGGUGAUUCACAUUUAGCACAAGAGGAUCGUGUGCAUGAGAUGCUUCUUUAUCUCGCUAGUUCAAGGUGGGAUAUGAGGUUCAAAUUAGGUUGCAGGAGGAUUCAUGGAUUUAUAAUAUACCUAGGUAUAUUAAAAUUUGUACAACGAUUCCAGUACCGUCAGCAUCUGUGUUGGGGAAGCUUUCGAAAUGCUGUUGUGGUGUAAGCUAUAAUUCAGUUGAUGUCUUCCCAGGUUUCCCUUUUCUAAUACUGACGGCAAUCUGUUGGACGCUUACCGAAUCUGGGAAAUGCUUCUGGUUUUGAGGGUUCAAAUCUGAAAUCCCAUCAAUCAAGGUAGAUUGUGAGUGGAUGACACAUGUUUUUAUGGACAUAAAACUGUACAAUAAAAUAUUUGCCACAUAUUUGAUUCCUGAAGCAAUAAAUGUAACACAUUCCCUGUCA
Molecule: messenger RNA, 2680 nt
Organism: Hordeum vulgare subsp. vulgare (domesticated barley)
Lineage: Eukaryota; Viridiplantae; Streptophyta; Magnoliopsida; Poales; Poaceae
Exons: 4
Coding region: 48-2231 (727 amino acids)
Source: RefSeq, a predicted model, not a curated record